GCUCAUCCGAUCCGUGCAGCCGCAGCUCGUGUGUCAAGUUACAGAGACGCCGGAAUCGGCCCCAGCGCUCCUCCGCAGCGGCCACGACCCACCUCUGCCCAUGGGGCCCUCUAAUCGCGCCCCUUCGCUCCGGGACUGAAACUGGCUCGCCGGGAAGACGCGAGACACCAAGAAGCACCGACUGUGCAGAAUCAACUCGAGGACUCUGCAGACACUUGAAGGGAAAGACGGGGCGGAGAGAAGUGCCGGCCAGAUUCCCCUAACUUUCCCGGACUUGGAACGCUCCUCGAAGUAACUUUUUCUCACCUGGGCGUACCCCGAUUACGGCGGCUUGUGUUUUCUCGGCUUCCCCUCUCUUGCUGCUAAUUUUUCCAUACUCUUUGCCGGGAGUAAAGGAAAGGGACAUUUUCCAGCCACACAAGCCCUUUCCCCCCUGCCCUGCAGCUUGGAUCGAGCCUUUGGGCAGUGGCUCUCUCCUUUAUUUAUUCUAUUUAUUUAUUUAUUGAUUUUCAAGACGCGAGGGGAUGGUAGCGGAGCGCACCCGAAAAGCGGCAGCUGCCGGUGCCCGAGGCCCUGGGGAGCUGGGCGCUCCCGGGACGGUGGCUCUGGCGGUGGCGCCGGCUGAGCGCUGCGCGCGGCUGCCCAGCCCGGGGUCGUGCGGGCUGCUGGCGCUGACCCUGUGCUCGCUCGUGCUCAGCCUGCUCACCCACUUUCGGACCACGGAGCUGCAGGCCCGGGUGCUGCGCCUGGAAGCAGAGUGUGGGGAGCAGCAAAUGGAGACAGCUAUUUUGGGACGAGUCAACCAACUGCUGGAUGAGAAAUGGAAGCUCCAUUCUCGGAGGCGCCGGGAGGCCCCGAAGACAUCUCCAGGGUGUCAUUGCCCACCAGCUUCUGACAUAUUGUAA
Messenger RNA from Artibeus jamaicensis (Jamaican fruit-eating bat), 905 nucleotides. Its product is annotated as collagen alpha-1(XIII) chain-like. The transcript is spliced from 3 exons. Lineage: Eukaryota; Metazoa; Chordata; Mammalia; Chiroptera; Phyllostomidae. The record is from RefSeq and is a predicted model, not a curated record. Bases 525 to 905 code for a protein of 126 amino acids.